This is a messenger RNA of Recurvomyces mirabilis, 1332 nucleotides long. RefSeq lists its product as uncharacterized. The transcript has a single exon. Lineage: Eukaryota; Fungi; Ascomycota; Dothideomycetes; Mycosphaerellales; Teratosphaeriaceae. Gene Ontology annotation, molecular function: catalytic activity. The record is from RefSeq and is a predicted model, not a curated record. Bases 1 to 1332 code for a protein of 443 amino acids.
AUGAGUGCAACCCGGCCACUGCGCGCAGCUGCAUCGCGCCAGGUUAUGCCACUCCACUGUAGGCCAGGACACGGAUUUCUGCCAGCUCGCCUGCUCAAGCACAAAGUGUCUCUCAGUAGAGCUCCAUAUGCUCAGCGAAGGAACAUAUCUGCCAGCCAAACGUUACGCCAAGCAUUACCGCCGUCAGACAACCUCCCACUGAGCGGUUUCACAGUGGUCUCACUAGAGCAAGCUAUCGCUGGACCAUUUUGCACUCGGCAACUUGCGGACCUAGGGGCUCGAGUGAUCAAGAUCGAACGUCCUGGCCGCGGCGACUUCAAUCGAGAUCAUGACCAACGUGUCAAGGGACUGUGUUCACAUUUCGUCUGGACGAAUCGAAGUAAAGAAAGUCUGGCCUUGGAUCUGAAGCAGCAUCGCGAUCUUGCAGCACUCAAGAAAAUCGUAGCGAAGGCUGAUGUACUUGUACAGAACCUAGCGCCUGGCGCAACGGAGCGCAUGGGUCUUGGCUACGAGAGCCUGAAAGGACAACAUCCCAGACUCAUCGUGUGUGACAUCAGUGGUUACGGCAGUACUGGACCGUACAAGAAUAAGAAGGCUUACGACCUAUUGAUUCAGUCUGAGUCCGGUUUCCUCUCUGUCACAGGCUCACCUGGCCAGCCAGCCAAGUCAGGCAUCAGUAUUGCAGACAUCGCAGCCGGCACGACAGCCUUCAACAACAUACUCGCAGCCAUCAUCCAACGUGGUAGGACAGGCAGGGGCUGUAGACUUGAUGUAAGCAUGCUUGAGUCUCUGGCUGAAUGGAUGUCGUUUCCCAUGUACUAUGCUUCAGAUGGUGCUCCAGCACCUGCUAUGGCAGGCGCAGAACAUGCGAGUAUCUACCCCUACGGUCCGUUUGAUACUGGAGGAGGUGGUACAGUGAUGCUUGGAAUGCAAAAUGAGCGUGAAUGGAGCAUCUUCUGCAGGGAUGUCUUGCAGAAGGCGGAGCUGCUGGAUGACGAGCGCUUCUUGACGACUUCACUACGAUCAAAGAACAGAAAGGUUCUACGCGAGAUCAUCGAGGGUGUUUUUGCUGCUUUCUCAGCAGAUGAAAUGCUUGACAAACUUCAGACAGCUGGAGUGGCAAAUGCGAAGGUCAAUGACAUGGCUGGUCUUUGGGCACAUCCUCAGCUAAAGUCACGGGACCGAUGGACUGAAGUUGUAACACCGAAUGGUAGAAUACCAGCUUUGAAACCAGCCGGUGCAGCAGAUGGUACGGCUGUACGUAUGGACGCGAUACCCUCAGUAGGCCAGCACAAUGAGUCCAUCUUUGCGGAGUUCGGCAUCGAACAAUAA